AUGACGGUGGGCACUCACGUGGCCGAGAUACUCCGCCAGGGCGUCUGGGCGUCGUUAACCGGCGGGUGGUACUACGAACCGGCCCAUUCCACCUUUUGCAAUACUGUACAUUUAUACUUAUGGAUCGUGCUUCUAAUCCUUCCGCUUCUCCUCGGGCUCGUUUCUACAGGUACCCUCUCGCUGGGACUGGUCGCCGCCUAUUCCACAUUUAUCUGCCUGCUCUUUGCCGCCAUAAAAAUGAUUGUCGCGUAUUUGCAUCGGGUUUUUGACACCACGGAACCGAUUAUUGUUACGAAGAAAUGUAAAGAAGAGAAGGAGAGGAUGGACUCACGGGAGCGGCUAUCUUCCACGGCCGUCCGCGGGUCCCGCAGCGGGGAUCAGGGCUUUGAAAUGAUGGAAAUGACGGAGAUGAGGACCAAUUCUUCGUCGCCGAGACCUGGCUCCCUGGAAUCGCGGCGUCGCGUCUCUGAAGUGAGCUCGAGAUCCGGGGAUCGUGACCGAAGACGGCAUCAGCAUCAUCACCAUCGUGUUCGGAUAACGGAUCACACAGACCCUUACAGGGACUACAAUGAUUUGUAUCUGCCGGAACCCGUCCCACCGCUUGACACCCAUGUUGGGGAUCCCCUGCCAUCGGUUAGGGAGGCCUCCGAAAUCGGCCCCUCUACAUCCCUAUGGGGUCAAUCUCGCAACAACCGUGUCCGCUCGAAUUCUCUCGGGGAUCUGGAGCGAAAACACAGGCACAGGAGACGAAGCCGAGAUCCGCUUCUCAGGAGGAAACACCCUCUAGCCGACGUGGAUCUGGACAGUCCACCACACGAAGAGGCACCCAUGUGGCCGCCGGAUGUGGAGCAUGAUGAGCCUCAGAAAAAGCGGCGUAAGAAGCGGAGACCCCGUGCAAAGUUGGCUUCCGAGCGUCCGUAUGAAAUCGUGGAAGGCGGGAGGAUUGUAACGAUUGAAGAUGAGACCGUUGGAACGUCUACUGAAGGCACGAACGCUGAGAAAGAGGAGCUGGAGAAUGAGGAGGCAGACGAUGAGGAGACGCUGGAGGAGAUCGAGAUGGAGGAGAUGAUGAUCAGGGAGAUGGAGGAGAAACAGCGAAAAUCGAGGCCAAUCCCUCCACCACCACAAGAAGAUGCUCCACCACCACCCAAUGUCGCUCCGGUCAUUAUUAGUAGCAGCAGCGAGGAGACGGAGGAGGAUGAGGAAGUCGAAGAAGAGGAGGAAGAGGCUGAACCGGUAGAAGACGCCGGAGAGGAGGGAGAUGAUCAGGCAACGGAGGACUCCCGCCGUGCCCAACAACGCGAAGCCCUCAGCGCCCUCUCCGAUCUGACAAUUCGUGACGGGACCCAUAUAGCGUCAGGCCAUGAAGAUACGACGCAAGGAGCGAUCCACUCAUUCCAAGAUGAAGACGGCAAUUGGUGGACCUAUGCCUUUGAUGAGAAUGGAGUUGGAACGGCCCAAGUAUUGGGAUCUGGAAAGGCACUGAGGGAUUUGUUAUCCACUGCCCCGCCACCACCUACAAAAAGAUUGGAGGCGGUGAACGAGUCGCCGGAUGACACGAGCGGAGAAGAAUCGCCACAUCCGGAACCGGAACCCGGGCCGUCACGCCGGAAUACCGAAUCCACGUCGAAGAGCCAGAGACAAGCCCCUUCCGGCGGCACACGCUCUCGUGCGGCUUCCUCUUCCUCCACAGAGAGCCAAGCCUACAUAGCCGGUGCCCCAUCCACCGUACUGCACGCCGGGGCGACGUACGUGGCCGCGUCGCGUAGCGCGUCGCAGCCACCGCGAAGCAUCCAGCAGGCACAGGCACACGUUCUCUCGAUGGCUGCACAUCGACUGCGGGCUGUUUUGAAUCAUGAGAGCCGGGACCCCACCUACGAGCGAACGCCCCGCGAGGAAACACAUAUGCGAUUGGAGAGGCCAUUUUAUGAACUUAACAACCGGUUACGCCAGCUAAACCGGCUGGACUCGACGCAUUCUACCGGCUCUUCCUCGUCUCGUUUCCGGUUGCUUUCCGAGUUAGGAAUUGCCCCACCGCUUGACCGUCUCCAAGUCGUCGCCCUAUUCGAUCGCCCCCGUUCCAUUUAUGCGGCAAUGUUGGAUAUUUUCCUGGCGUUGGCCGUGUCGUUGCUAGCUGCUCAGGUUAUAUCAAAGGGAAUCUACCACGAUAUAAAUCUCUUCGCCUUUGCAUUUGUCGUCGCCGGGUCUCACUUUUCCAUGCUAAAAUCCGUGCAACCCGACGCCGCCUCGCCGAUUCACGGGUUCAAUUGGAUCGUCGCGUACAGCCGCCCGAUCUACUUCUGCAUUUUGGCCUCGCUAUUGCUGUGGCUGCACAGCGCUGCCGGGGUCCAGCCCGAUGAUGAGAGACCGUGGAAUUGGAAUUUUUACAACGUCCCUUGGAACAACGCGUACAUCCUCCUUUCCAUUCGAGACCUUGUCGCCACUGGAAUCCUGUUUCUCCCCGUCGCAUUUACGAUUGGAUGGCUUCCGCAGAUCAACACCCUGUCCCUCCACAUCCUCGAGCAGAUCCAGAUGCACUUUUUUGGCGGCACAGCCUGUACAUCGGUGUAUUCCGCGCUGCUCCAAAUUGCCAUCUCUCUCUUUACGUGGUCCGUACUGUCGGCCGGGACGUACUGUGCGCUAACGGUUGACUCAAAAUCGACGCAAACGGUGAGCUUCUCGAUAAUGUCGGCCAUCACCGUGGCCAUGUGCUUCCUGUUGAGCAGACUCCCAUCUGCGCCAAUUUUUAUGAAGUUGGGCGUCGCUCCGCUGAAAUGCAGCCUUUUGGAUGAGAAUUUCGACCCGGACGACCAAUCCGAUCAUUCCGGAAGUCGACUCCUUUGCACCAGCAAAUCCCGGCAUCCCGUCCAGGAGGCUCAGCCCGAUGACUGGAUCGACGAUUCGGCUUCCUCCCCGCGAGCCUCAUCCUCUCCCCUCCCCCAUUCCCAUCAUCUGCAAGAAGAUCCCCUGCCGGCCCUUCUCUCCCAAACGAUGUCUCUCCGAAUCCGCCAUGAUCUUUUGUUCUCCUUCAUUCUUGCCCUCAUCGUCUUCGCCCUCCAUUCGACAUCGUUGUUCACGGCUACGAGUCCAUACUUUACUCUCGCGAUCUCGCUGGUGGCCAUCUUUUUCGGGAUUUUCAAUCACUAUCUCUACGUUCAGCUGCGGACGCAUAAUCCGUGGAAAUUGCUAGCCCGCCCACUCCUAAAAUCCGCGGAAUAUGGUCAAUUCGAGAGCACGAAACAGGCGCAUUUGAUGUGCUUUGAGGUGGCGCACGUCUGGUCCGGGAUUCUGGAGCGAAAUGUGGUGUACCCCCUGCUCGUCGUUUCGACGAUCACCGAAUACGGCUGGCGCAUACCGUAUCCCGUCGUGUUUUUGCCGCUUUUUUGCAUAAAAAUUCUCAGAACGGGAUACUGUGCCCCUCAAGCCCUCUACAUCCCCCUCGGCCUCUCUUUUCUGCUGGCCCGCUUCGAUUGUGUCAACUCGUGCUCGAUUCCGUUUUUCCCGCAAUUGACCUCCCUAACGGACCUGUUCCCGAUGGUGUUCCUCACCUUUGCCGUCAUCUACCCGAAAUGGCACGAGUUGUACUUGAAGUUGUCAUUCGUACUCGCCUACGUCGCGCCAUGGCAGAUUAGUUGGGGCAGCGCAUUCCACGCCUUCGCCCAGCCGUUCUCGGUCCCUCAUUCGGGCAUCGUCUGCAUCCAGACACUGUUCUCCUCCCUCGUCUCGGCCCCUCUGAAUCCAUUCCUCGGCUCCUCCUUCUUCCUCACCUCCUACGUGCGCCCCGUCAAAUUCUGGGAGCGCGACUACAACACGAAACGGGCCGACGCGUCGAAUACGCGGCUCGCGUCGCAGAUUGAUCGCGGGCCGAUGAUCGACGACUCGAACCUGAAUGCCGUCUUCUACGAGCACCUCACCCGCUCGCUCCAAGCCAGCCUUGCCGGGGAUCUUCGCCUGGGACGAUGGGCCAGUACCGUACACCCGGGGGAUUGCUUCAUUUUGGCUAGCUUCUACCUGAACUGCCUGGUGCACAUCAUCGAGGUCGGGAACGGAGAGAGGUGGAAGCCAUCAGCGAAGAUUCCUCCGAUGGUGCGGGUUGUUGUUGUUGUUCCCCCGGCGCCCUCCCCCGGUUUCCUCUCCCUCAACACUGCCUGGACGCUACGCUGGCUAGCCUGGGAGGUGACAGCAUCGAAAUACAUCAUUUCCGGAUACUCGAUCACCGACAAUUCGGCGGUCAACCUGCUUCAAGUCCACGAACUGCGUCGACUUCUCGUGUCCCUGUUCGUCAAGUGUAUCAUCUACUUUGCCAUGAGGGCUGGGAGAUUACGAUCUUGGCUGACGAAUGAUACAAUACAGACCUCUUUACACCCGAUCGAAUCUCGGACCGGAUAUGCCGAUGUGGACUCGAUGUUUUGCCAGCAAAAUGAUGAAGAUUAUGAUCCAACUUGUCAGGGCAUUUCUCGCAAUUCCUUUUCUUACCUCUACUCGGCCUGGAUCGACUAUUGCCUCAAAAAACGUAUGGAGGCGGAUGGAGAGCUAGAAGUUGUUGGGGAUCGCAUCUUCGCGUUCUGCUUUGCGGCCUCACUUCUCGGAAGAAGGGCCCUGGGUGCUGCUGCGUACAAUCGACACUCCACAGCUGCCGAAUCGUUCCUCUACGGUCUGCACGCGCUUUUCAAGGGCGAUUUUAGGGUGACAUGCCAGCGGGAUGAAUGGGUGUUUGCCGACGUCGAGAUCCUCCGUUCUGUCAUUGCCCCGGCCGUCCGGAUGGCGCUCAAGCUGCACCAGGACCACUUUGCGGCGGCCGAUGAAUUUGACGACGGGGAGGCGAUGUAUUCGAUGUUGGAGAGUCAUGAGGCACAACUUUUUAUUUCACAUGAGCAUGAUCCGGGCUGGAGACAGGCGAUCCUGGCCAACACCCCAUCCCUGCUCGCCCUUCGCCACAUUUACGAUGAUGGCCAGGAUGAUUACAAGAUUAUCAUGCUCAACAAGAUGCACCUCAACAUGCGCGUGAUCAAGCUGAACCGCGAGUGCGUGCGCGCCUUCUGGGCGGGCCAGCAGCAGGAGUUGAUCUUUCUGCGAAACCGAAAUCCCGAGCGCGGCUCGAUUCAGAAUGCCCGGCAGGUGUUGAGAAACAUGAUCAACUCAUCGGCCGAUCAACCAGUCGGCUAUCCGAUCUACGUUUCACCGCUCACCACAUCAUUCGUCGAGACUCACCCACAAAUUCGGCAAGUACAGGGGCCGCCAUUGACGCUGCAGGGUAUCGGCUCGUUCCUCGGACGCUGCUGGGACGGGCUUCUGUCGCACUUCGGAACGUCGGUCUCCUCCCAGCCUCCACCAUCCAACGCAUCCGGCACCCAGAUGCCCGCCAGUGGACCCGCCGCAAAUAUUUCGGCUCCCCCAGCCCCACCAACACGCCCGCUGGCCACCGUCCACAAUGACAACCAGGAGCCCGAUCGGAUCAGUUCCGGCAGCAGCCAGCACGAACAAUCAGUGGUGCUCAUGAUGGCUGAUGGCGACGCGACCACCGAGUCGAAAACUUCGGCAGACAGCCUCGAGGCCGUCCCCGGGUCUUCUGAUGAACGUCAGACUUCUGGGGAGGGGAAAUCGCUGAAGGAGGAUGAUGAACCGAAUACAUAUGUCGCUAUUACCGAUGUUGAACAGAUCUUCCAACACCUCAACGAACCACUGAAAGCAACAGGGGAACCGCUUGUGGUAUGGCCAAAAGAACAGUGGAGAUUGCUGGGCGGAAGAAACUAUUGGGAUCACAUGCCGAUGAAAGGAGCAACCGGAAGGAUCCUGCACUCGUGGUACCCGAACCAUCCACAACGUGCCAUGCGAUCCCACAUCGGCGACACGAUCCAUCUGAUUCAAAUCCUCGAGAUGCCGAUCAAAGUCGUGCCCGUCGCCCAGAAGGGCUUGAGAUUCUUGACAGCCGAGGAGGCCGAACUGGCUCGGCAUGGCGUUGAACCACUUGAUUCCCUGCAAACGCUUCGUGAAGCCCUGGGCUCCUGCCGACCCGCCGACGCAGCGCAACGCCCCGAUCGCUCAACC
Molecule: messenger RNA, 6048 nt
Organism: Mesorhabditis spiculigera
Lineage: Eukaryota; Metazoa; Nematoda; Chromadorea; Rhabditida; Rhabditidae
Source: the annotation of a GenBank genome assembly